GAGCACAGGGAGGCGAAGGGAUGCCUUGGCGUGGCCGGCACCUUGCAGCGGAUCCCUGUGUGUGAAGAGAUCAGAGGGAGGAAGGCUCGGAAGGAUUCGCCUUCCCGUUCGCCUUCCUUCCUUCCUUCCUUCCUUGGGAACAGAGAGGCACCUCCGUCGGCUCCACCACUUUCUUGGAAGAACCUCCUCGGUCGGACUCGCAGCAUCAGCGAUCACCGCCUAGGUGUGAGGAAAAGGAGGAGAAGGAGAAGCCGGCUGCUUCCUCUCCUGGUUGGCCUCCCUGCCUUCCUUCGCAAGGGUUGCCUUUCAAGGUUGGAGGCGCCUCGCUAUGUCCGGCAAGGGCAGCAAGAGGAGCCGCGGGCAGAGGCAGCAGCAGCAGCAGCAGGGGAGAGUGACCUUCCCCCAACAGCAAGAAGAAGAGGAGGAGGAGGAGGAGGAGGAGGAAGAAGAGGAAGAGGAGGAAGGCGAGGAGGGCUCCGGCCCGCGGUCCCGCCGGGGUUGGAGGGGCGUCAACGGCGGGCUGGAGCCCCCUCCGCCUCUCAAGACCCCUCUGAAGGACAUGUACGGCGGGUUCCCGCCCUCGCCCAUCUUGGGCACCAUGUCCAUUGAUGGAAGCCCUUCUCUGAGACGUAUGACUGUGAUGAGGGAAAAAGGGAGGCGCCAAGCAAUUCGAGGCCCAGCUUUUAUGUUCAACGAGAGAGGCACAAGCCUCACAGCCGAGGAAGAGCGCUUUCUUGAUGCAGCCGAGUAUGGAAACAUCCCUGUGGUGCGCAAAAUGUUGGAGGAGUCAAAAACACUGAAUGUCAACUGUGUUGACUACAUGGGUCAAAAUGCCUUGCAGCUCGCAGUUGGGAACGAACAUUUGGAAGUGACGGAACUCCUGUUAAAGAAGGAGAACCUGGCACGGAUUGGAGAUGCCCUGCUGCUUGCCAUUAGCAAAGGCUAUGUCAGAAUAGUGGAAGCGAUCUUGAAUCACCCUGGCUUUGCCGCUAGCAAGCGACUGACUUUGAGUCCCUGUGAGCAGGAGCUUCAGGACGAUGACUUCUACUCUUACGAUGAAGACGGCACCCGCUUUUCCCCAGACAUCACCCCCAUCAUUUUAGCUGCUCAUUGCCAGAAGUAUGAGGUGGUACAUAUGCUGUUAAUGAAAGGGGCGAGGAUAGAGAGACCUCAUGAUUAUUUUUGCAAAUGCAACGAUUGCACUGAAAAACAAAAGAUCGAUUCUUUUAGUCAUUCCAGGUCAAGGAUAAAUGCAUAUAAGGGACUGGCGAGUCCUGCCUACCUGUCCUUGUCUAGUGAAGACCCUGUUCUCACUGCUCUAGAACUUAGCAAUGAGCUUGCCAAACUGGCUAAUAUUGAGAAAGAAUUCAAGAAUGACUACCGCAAGCUGUCUAUGCAAUGUAAGGAUUUUGUGGUCGGCGUCCUUGAUCUCUGCAGAGACUCUGAAGAGGUAGAAGCCAUUCUCAAUGGAGAUUUGGAAGCUGAGCCAGUGGAGAUCCAGAGACACAGGGCUUCUCUGACUCGUGUCAAACUGGCAAUUAAAUAUGAAGUCAAAAAGUUUGUGGCUCAUCCGAACUGUCAGCAACAGCUGUUGACUAUCUGGUAUGAAAACCUCUCAGGAUUACGGGAACAGGCCAUUGCAAUCAAGUGUCUUGUUGUGUUGGUAGUUGCGCUGGGCCUUCCAUUUCUCGCCAUUGCCUAUUGGAUUGCACCAUGCAGCAGGCUUGGAAAAAUUCUCCGAAGUCCAUUCAUGAAGUUUGUGGCACAUGCAGCAUCCUUUAUCAUUUUCCUGGGGCUUCUAGUAUUCAAUGCUUCAGACAGAUUUGAAGGCACCACAGUAUUACCCAACGAGACUGUUAUUGAUUACCCUAAACAGAUCUUUAGGGUUAAGACAACACAGUUUUCUUGGACAGAGAUGUUGAUAAUGGUUUGGGUGCUUGGUAUGAUGUGGUCUGAGUGCAAGGAGCUCUGGCUAGAAGGACCUCGGGAAUAUAUUUUGCAGCUGUGGAAUGUUCUGGAUUUUGGGAUGCUAUCGAUUUUUAUUGCUGCUUUCACAGCCAGGCUAUUAGCAUUCCUGCAGGCUACAAAAGCACAGCAGUAUGUGGAUGACAACAUUCAAGAGCCAACCCUUUCUUUGGUCACACUUCCACCAGACAUUGAAUAUUUUACUUAUGCUCGAGAUAAAUGGCUCCCGUCUGAUCCGCAGAUCAUAUCAGAAGGUCUUUAUGCAAUAGCGGUUGUACUUAGCUUCUCCCGGAUUGCUUAUAUCCUGCCUGCAAAUGAGAGUUUUGGCCCAUUGCAGAUUUCCCUUGGAAGGACUGUGAAAGACAUUUUCAAGUUUAUGGUCCUUUUUAUUAUGGUGUUCCUUGCAUUUAUGAUUGGGAUGUUCAUACUGUACUCCUACUAUCUUGGAGCCAAAGUAAAUGCUGCUUUUACUACAGUUGAAGAAAGUUUCAAGACCUUAUUUUGGUCUAUAUUUGGCUUGUCGGAGGUCACAUCUGUUGUCCUUAAAUACGAUCACAAAUUCAUUGAGAAUAUUGGCUAUGUGUUGUAUGGAAUAUACAAUGUAACAAUGGUUGUGGUUUUACUCAACAUGCUGAUUGCCAUGAUCAACAGCUCAUACCAAGAAAUCGAGGAUGAUAGUGAUGUGGAAUGGAAAUUUGCUCGCUCUAAGCUCUGGUUGUCAUACUUUGAUGAUGGGAAGACUCUGCCACCUCCAUUCAGUCUUGUACCAAGUCCUAAGUCCUUUAUUUAUUUCUUCAUGAGGAUCUUUAGAUUAUUUAUGUGCAGAAGGAAAAGGCUGCAAAAGGAUAUGGAAAUGGGAAUAGGAAAUUCAAAAUCCAGGCUAAACCUCUUUUCCCAAUCCAACUCGAGGGUUUUUGAAUCACACAGCUUUAAUAGCAUUCUCAAUCAGCCAACACGCUAUCAGCAAAUCAUGAAGAGACUUAUAAAACGUUAUGUUCUGAAAGCACAAGUGGACAAGGAAAAUGAUGAAGUCAAUGAGGGUGAAUUAAAGGAAAUUAAACAAGAUAUUUCAAGUCUUCGCUAUGAACUUCUGGAAGACAAGUCUCAGGCAACAGAGGAGUUGGCAAUUCUUAUACAUAAACUCAGCGAGAAACUCAAUCCAAAUAUUUCACGAUGUGAAUAAACUCAAAAUGACCUAUUCUACCGUAUAUGCUUGUGUAUAAGUUGACAGAAAAAUCAAUCCUAUAAACCUGAGCUGACUUAUCCCGAGGUCAAUGCUGGAAACAGAUAGCGAUGAUCUUGGCUUGUUGAGCUGUGGGCCUCUUGCCAUUUGGGGCACUGGAGGUGGAGAGGAUCAGCAGUGGCCAUUUUUAAUAGGGACUUACUGUGUAAACCUUAUGAAGCUUGGCAAUCUCUCUGCAUGCCUUGCGAGGUUUAUAUAGUAAGUCUCAAUUAAAAAUGGCUACUGCUACUUCACUCCAUCUCAGAUGGCAGGCAUGCCACAUUCUUCAGGCUUCCCAUAUUGUUGCUGUUUUUCAACUCAGGUUGAAAAAAGGUGAGGAAGGGAGAAAGGAGGGUGCCUUUGCCCUCUGUUUAGACAAGGGAUCUUGGGGUGAGAUCCCACUGCAUCAAGAUAAGCUUCUUAUCUCUGUUUCUUAUCACUGCCUUCAUGUUGGGACCCUAAUAGACACAGGUUGCUUUCCUUGCUUUUCUCUCUCCAUUUUUUCCAGGUAGAAUUCUCAUCUUUGUCCUCAUUUAUAUUCCUUCCCCAUCUGUAAGUGUAUAGAUGUAGAAAUUUUGAGAUCAGCAAUGCAGUUUACACUCCUCCCAUUAUAACCCCUCAAACAGAACCUCUACUUCUUUUUAGUUAUCCUUCUCUUUAUCCACAGCUGUUACCUGUGGAUGAAUCAAGGCUAACACUUAGGAGCAUGUAACAAAUCUGUUUUGUUACAAGUUCCUAAGUUCUAGCCUUGAUUUAUCCAUGGAUCACAGCAAAAACCCAUGAUUUUGGUCCCCAAACUUGCCCUUAACACUUAUACACAAGGAUUAUUUAUACACAAGUGUAUAUGGUAAUUUGUUCCCUGGAUUUUGACUACAGCACAAGUAUUGGCAAUAAUAUUUCUGAGUGACUUAUACUUGAAAAAUAAAACAUAGAUUUUUAGCACUAAAUAACUUUAUGUACAGCUUUCUUUGAAAUACAGUCUUAGCCAAUUUUAUGAAUGUACAUGCAAAAAAAAUUCAGUUUAUUUAAUGUGUAUGAUAAAACAUAUUUUGCAUUUAUUUAAUACGGUACAACUGUAUCUAAACAAUCUUGCUUUACUAAUAAUUUUCUGAAUAAAGUUUAUAUUCUUUGGACUGAGCAAAGAAAAAUUAACUUUGUAGACCAAGGAUGGGAAAUAUAUGGCCCUCCAGUUGUUUUUAGAUUGAGGCAAAUGUAAGCCCCUAGUGGCGCAGCGGAUUAAACCACUGAGCUGCUGAACUUGCUGACUGAAAGGCUGGCAGUUUGAAUCUGAGGAGCAGGGUGAGCUCCCGCUGUUAGCCCCAGCUUCUGCCAACCUAGCAGCUUGAAAACAUGCAAAUGUGAAUAGAUCAAUAGGUAUUGCUCCAGUGGGAAGGUAACAGCACUCCAUGCAGUCAUGCCGGCCACAUGACCUUGAAAAUGUCUAUGGAUGACGCUGGCUCUUCGACUGAGAAAUGGAGAUGAACACCAACCCCCAGAGUCAGACCCAACUUAAUGUCAGGAGAAAGCCUUUACCUUUUUUCCGCUUCUGGUGUGAAGGAAUUGGCCAUCUGCAAGGACGUUGCCCAGGGGACACUCGGAUGUUUUGAUGUUUUUACCAUCGUUGUGAGAGGCUUCUCUCAUGUAUCUGCAUGGAGCUGGAGCUGAUAGAGGAAGCUCAUCCGCACUCUCCCCGGGUUGGAUUCGAACUGGCAACCUUCAGGUCAGCAACCCAACCUUCAAGUUAUCAGUCCUGCCGGCACAAGGAUUUAAUCUACUGCACCACCAGGGGUUCCAACCUUUACCCUAACCUUCACCAUUGGUUAUGCUAGCAGGACCAUUCUUUGCCCGCCCGUUUCAUAGACUAAGGCUGCAACCCUAAACCUAUUUACAAGAGAGUAAACAUGUUUAGAAUUGCAUUCUGUAUCUGACCUCCAUCAUGUUGGUGCAAACACAGGUCUUUGGAAUGUAUUGAAUGAAUACAGUUCAGCCAGACCUUGAAAGAGUACUUGAAAUGAUCCAGGCAAAGUUAAACAUAUUUAAUUCCCUCUGAUUUUAGUAGCAUGAUCGUUCCCCCUAUAGGCUGGAUAUAGAUAGUUAUACGUAUAGUAUGUCUCUUGAAAUCAAUACAAGAAAUGUGGAUUAAUCUAAGAUUGCAGGCAGUCUGCUGUAAGUAUGAUUAAAUUUGGACCCAACUCAAGGAAACCUAGAGCUUAAUAUUAUGCAUGUUAAUUUAGGUGCAGUCUCCUACCUCCCGUUUAAUCUUUUUUCUUAACAUGGUGCAUAAGAUGGAGGUCUUUAAAGUGCUUAACUUUCACUGGAUCGUAUCCCCUUAUUUAUCAGCUUUCUUAAUGAACAACAACAACAACAAAAGCCAUGGCAUGGGCAACUGAAUGUUUAACCGUGAAAAUAAAAUGUGACUAUAAUAUUAACAAUGCCUUUAGAGUUACCUGCAUAAAUUAUAAUUUACAUCAUAUUUGCUUUCAGACUAGGAAAUAGCUGGGUUUUUUUUAAAAAAAACUUACAAUUAAUGUAAACUGUGGAAACACAUUUUCAUGUGGUGACGAUAAUUUUUUUAAGAUUUUAAGAUACUAUGCAGGGCUAAUAUUUUGUUACAUUGUUCUAAAUAAUGCCUCUGAUGCUUUCCUGUUAAAUAAAAUAUUCCUACUUUA
This is a messenger RNA of Anolis carolinensis (green anole), 5856 nucleotides long. RefSeq names its product transient receptor potential cation channel subfamily C member 3 (gene trpc3). Gene Ontology annotation, cellular component: cation channel complex; plasma membrane. Gene Ontology annotation, molecular function: protein binding; store-operated calcium channel activity; inositol 1,4,5 trisphosphate binding. The coding region runs from base 329 to 3148 and encodes 939 amino acids. Lineage: Eukaryota; Metazoa; Chordata; Lepidosauria; Squamata; Anolidae. The transcript has 12 exons. Gene Ontology annotation, biological process: regulation of cytosolic calcium ion concentration; single fertilization; calcium ion transmembrane transport. The record is from RefSeq and is a predicted model, not a curated record.